CGUAUGUAUUUGUUUACCAACUGCUGGCACACGGUGACACAUCUGGCCUUUAGCCUUUUUGUAUGAGCUGAAAUAAGCCUUACAAGCCUAUUCACUAUUGGCGAGAUCAAUGACAUUUUCUUUCCUUUCCUUUUCAUUACAUUUGGUGAUUAAAUACUCCAACAAAUAAAGGCCUAAUGUAUUGAGGAACAAAACAUGAGAGCAUCGUCAACAUAUAUAUAUAUAUACACGAGGAUCACCAAAGUGCCAUAGUUGCAAUUUUAUACAAAUAGUAUGUGUUACUUUGUGCUGCCUACCGCCUAGAAUUUGGCUUGAUUAAUUUUCUUCGAGGGAAAUUCUCAUUCGGCGCUGUUGGAUUUAAUUGUUGUCCGACAGAAAGUGAGCAUCCCUUUAACAACAGCCAAGCGUCCGUUGCCAUGGGUACCGUGAGGCAGCGGGGAGAAAGAGACACGAAAGGCUAGAUGCUAGCUAUCAAAAGUUUACUCGACGAAGAAGUUGCUUUUGUUUACAUUGUAUAAAUGUCAUUGUUUAGGGACAAUUGUAACUUUCUUGUCUCCCCGCGUGACACCAAUUUACUUUAGCUAAAACAACUUGCUCAGCUGCCGAGUUGACUAACUAGCUAGGCUACAACUAACUAACGUUACCUUAGCUAGCCUAAGCAUUGACAUGGCAAGUCUAGGCAAAUCCACUGGCAAAACUCCCAAAAAGGAGGCGAGACCUCGGACACCGCCAGAGAAGAAACGUCUGAAAGUGUCAGAGGAUUUCUCCUCGUGUCUGAGUGAAGAGCAGCCUCAGAGCCCCACUCUUAAAGGAGAGGACAUCCAGGCCCUGGCCAUCAGACCUGAAGACCUGGAGAAGUUGCGGGUGCCCCAGCCCCCUAAAGAACCCCAGAAACCUGCAGCUGUGACCCGCGUGCUGGUGCGUAAGACCCGCCCACCUGAUGACAUCGGAAAGGGGGUGAGGGUAGCGGUGGCCCGCCCCCUGGCCCAGGACACCACCACACAGCCACUGGACUACACAGGACCGGGGGGACCUCGCUUCGAUGCCCAGGGGAUGGUCCUCCCCCACAGCAUUCUGGGUAGUCUGGAGGACUUCAGGACAGAGAUGCAGGCCAGGGGAGAGACUGAGCUGGUGAGGAGGGUGCCAGCCCCUCAAAGAGCCGUCUCCCAGGUGUUGAGGGGUGCAGAGAGACCCCCUCCAGUCCCCAGGGGUCAGAGAGACGUCCAGAGCCACGCCUUGCAGCACUGGCACACACACAUGACCCAGAGACGACACCAGCAGGACCUUAUCUCCAACCUGCUCCAGAAGCCAGUAGAGAGGCUGUUGAUGAACCAGUCCAACCGUUUCAGAGAGACUCAGGAGCAGAGAGAACUGAUCACCCGAGGCCUGCCAGCCAUACACUCUGGACAGGGUUACCGUGUAGGCAGUGAGUUCUGGAGCCUCCCUCAGAGGUUUGGUGAUGAGCUGAGUGGUAUCUCAGCCACCCUGACCCAGACACAGAGAGGACAGCAGGAACCUGUCACACACAUCGCACAGCCACACAGCAUCCGCAUGGAGUCAGGUAAUGUUCUCCCAGAGACAUGUGGUUCAGCUAGCAGGACCUGGGACCAGAGUCUCUACCUGCAGCACCGACGACAUGAGCUCAGAGAUGUUCUCAAAGACCUGGACUUCAACCAGCCUGAGAUAGAUGGCUUGGAGGUGAUUGGCUCAGGCCAGCCCUUCACCUCUGUCACUGUGAAGCAGAGCCCCCUAUUGGAGGAGGAGGAGAGGGAGGAGCUUAGGGAGGUGGAGCAGAAGGAAAACCAUGACCCCCUGUCGCAGUUUGAUGAUGUCAUGCUGGACGCGGUGCUGGUGCCUGCCCUGAGGUUCUGUGGGCAGCCCGCCCGCUGGACAGGCAACUCCACCUCUCACAAGGGGGAGGUGGGUAUCAGCGCCAGGGUAACGUUUGAGGCCCUGUCAGGAGAGAGAGCCCGUUCAGACAUGGAGGUGCAGAACGAGGGCAGUACAGCAGUCUACUACAGCUGGCAGCGCCUGCUGUACCACAUAGCUUCCCUGACGCCAGGACACAUACACACACACAGCACUUCUACUUCAACACCUCCACAGGUGUGAUUCUACCAGGUGACAGCAAGCGUGUAGAGUUUAUAUUUAAGUCGGAGGUCCCAGGCAUCAGGACAGAGGUGUGGCGUCUCAACACACACCCUGUCCUGCUGGGCGGAGCCUCCAUCCAGGUGACACUGAGGGGCGUGGCUCUUUACCAGGACAAGACCGCUGACCAGAGACACACUCUGGAGAGGGAGCUGCAGCAGAGAGAGGCUGCGUCAGUGUGUCGGUCGUUGGUGUGUGCCGUGUUACGAGGUGUCCUCACCCCAGAGAGACCCGGCUCCCCUGCGGAGCUCUACACCACAGAGGAAGAACACUUCCACAACAGGAACCCAAAGCUGCAGUACCGUUAUGAGACAGUGGAGGCGC
Oncorhynchus kisutch (coho salmon) is the source of this 2472-nucleotide messenger RNA. RefSeq names its product MYCBP-associated protein. Bases 667 to 2112 code for a protein of 481 amino acids. The record is from RefSeq and is a predicted model, not a curated record. The transcript has 14 exons. Lineage: Eukaryota; Metazoa; Chordata; Actinopteri; Salmoniformes; Salmonidae.